AUGCCGCUGCAGGUGGUUAACUCUGGAAUAAACCCUUUAGCUUACGCUCUUUUCAAGAGAGACAUAAAAGCAGAGCUUAAAAGAGUAUUCAAGAAACGUCAGUAGCUGUAGAAAAGUGGAGAUAGCAGCUAAAUGCUGGGAAUUGGACUUGGUAGAUAAGGAGCCCCGAAGGGAAAUAACAUUCUUAUUUUUAUCAAUGGAAGGGAUCAAAGCUUAUAAUAAUCUAGACAAGAAGGGAGAAAUAGGAUUGAUUUGCCUGAAAACAGAAGAAAGAUGAUAGAUAAGUCUCGCGUAAAAUGACCAAAAGUGCCGUCCAAAAAAAAUGCUGUUGAAAAUCCAUGUGAUGCUCCCCAAGUAAUCAAUGUCUUAGUUCAGAAAUCAACGCAAAAAGGGAGAUAAUUGUUUUUCUGCCUUGAUUUCUUUAGUAUUUGAACACCACGUAAAGUCUCCUUGUUGUUAGAGUAGAAAAAAAUAAACUUCCUUGUUAACAGAGCUGAUAAUUUUCUUUUAUCCUUACAGCUGGCAAUGGUUUCAGUAGUCAGGGAGAUUUACAAGAAUUAUUUAACAAAUAGAGAAGCCUUGUAUGUGCUCUGUUCUGUUGCAAAGCACUCAGGAAGUGCCGAACAAAGCACGAAAGAAGUGAAACGAAAAACGCUCGUCUCGCGUUUCUCCUCGCAUCUUGUUCAGCUCUACUUUCGUUACUUGCCAGCUCGCUUGAUCAAAAAUUUCACUUUCAAUCAGCGAAAAAAGCUAGUGAGAAGUUCUGAAAAUGGUCAGACAUAUUACAGUUCCGCGGAUGGCGUGACAGCUUUAGCUCAGCUCAAUGCUUUGUACUCUGAUAGAGCACGCUCUUUCAACCAGUGA
Messenger RNA from Pocillopora meandrina, 864 nucleotides. NCBI's taxonomy places the organism in Eukaryota, Metazoa, Cnidaria, Anthozoa, Scleractinia, Pocilloporidae. The record is from the annotation of a GenBank genome assembly.